This is a messenger RNA of Ruditapes philippinarum (Manila clam), 544 nucleotides long. Its product is annotated as biogenesis of lysosome-related organelles complex 1 subunit 2-like. Gene Ontology annotation, cellular component: BLOC-1 complex; BORC complex; gamma-tubulin complex. Lineage: Eukaryota; Metazoa; Mollusca; Bivalvia; Venerida; Veneridae. The coding region runs from base 95 to 544 and encodes 149 amino acids. The transcript has 5 exons. Gene Ontology annotation, molecular function: gamma-tubulin binding. The record is from RefSeq and is a predicted model, not a curated record. Gene Ontology annotation, biological process: endosomal transport; lysosome localization.
UAUUUAUUAUAUUAUACCGGUUAUUUUAAAAGAGGUGAGAAUAUAGAUUACUUAUCCAAUUUGUGAUUUCUGCAUGAUAUAAGCUGUAAAUAAAAUGGCAGACAAAAACCAGGAAGUUAUUUCCGGAGAGGAUAUUAGCCAGAAAUCUGGGGACACUGUGCAGAUGAAGCAGAAUGAACCACCGCCACAGGAUGUUGUUGAAUUAUGUAGAGAAACAUUUAAGAAAACUGCAGAGUAUCUAAAGGGAGAAUUAGAAGGUACAGUUGAAGAUUAUAAGCUGUUAGAAACAAUGAACAAAGUAACUGUAUCAAAAUAUUCUGAAAUGAAACACGCAGCACAAGAUAUUGGGGCAUCUCUACAAACUCUGAAUGAAAAAUACACUAACUUGCAGCCAUUCCUGGACCAGAUAGAUCAAAUUGAAGACAGCGUGUCCUCACUAGAACAAGCAGCAUAUAAGUUAGAUGCUUACUCUAAAAGAUUAGAGGCAAAGUUUAAGUCCGGAGAAGAAGAAGAAUUUUUUACGGGAAGCCAGACUAGAUAUUAA